AUGAAGCACAAAUAUGGACUUGCUGUUCUACUAAUUUGGAUGCCAAUGAUGCUGAGCGCACGGGUACCUCCAAAUCCCUGCCCUAAAUACUUUAGUUACUAUAAAGAUCCCCAAGGAAGAAUAUACGGAGCAGUGGUUCUGCCAUACGAUAGAUCCACGUCGUUAGUAUUUAGUGUAAACGCAUCUUUCGUGGGAAAUUUUAACCGGCAAGCGAAACUAAGACUGCAAAAACUAACUAAACUAAAUGAACUGAACGAUGGUACGGCGACCGUUACAUAUAACAUAUUUUUUCCAUUUACCGACGUUAUUCCUAAAAUCACUGGACUCACAUAUAACGGUAAAGUUUUCUGUAGGGGUCCAGCUGAAUCAGUAGAAGGAGCUGGCUCAAUAACUAACGUUUGGUCCCAAGACAGCUACAUGUUUUCACGACAAAAAUAUGGAUUCUAUGAACCAGAAACUCUACCAGAUACUUCAGAAGACGAUAUUCCUAUUAAAAGUCCAGAUGAAACACCAAGGAUACGUCAACCAUUACCAACACCGACACCGCCUAAAGUCAAGCCAAUAACGCCUAUGAUUCCACAACGACAGCCUGAGUCAUGGGAGACAUCUACUCAGGACAUUAAUACGUCAUACAAUCCAGAUACAAAAGAAAUCAACGAAUUAUUUUUCAAUCCAUCCAAAUGCGGAGUGGCAGGUGGUAGCGAAGUACGUCUAUAUGGUGCUACUGACACUAAACUUGGACAAUACCCUUGGCUGGUUGCUUUGUUCUGGCAAAGUGGAUUCAAUUUCGACUACAAAUGCUCUGCAACAUUAAUUUCAAAUAAACAUGUCCUGACCGCUGCACGUUGCUUUCAGUACAAUGAUGGUCAAGUAGAAAAUAUCGCAGAAAUCUUUCUAGUAAUGGGAACCGAUAACCUAGACAAAUGGAACAGUAAUGGAGCCGUCACCAGAAAAGCUAGGCGAGUAGAUGUACAUCCCGAUUAUAAAAAAAAUAAAGAAUCUGCUAAUGGGGAUAUUGCUAUUAUUUUAUUAGAUCUUAUAGUACAAUUUACCGAUGUCCUCAGUCCAGUAUGUCUAUGGAAAGGCCAAAGCGAUCUCCAUACGCUGACCAAUAAAAUGGGAAUAAUAGCAGGUUUCGGUCAAGACGAGAACUCUCUCCAAGAAGGUUUGACGCAUGUUUUUAGAGCUAAACGAGCGGUUAUGCCUAUUGUCGAUCAAAUCGAAUGCUUAACAAGUCCCCUGGGAUUACAGCAGCUUGUUUCUGACAAAACUUUUUGCACAAAAAGUAGUGAAAAACAACCGACAGGUCCCUGCACAGGAGAUACUGGUGCAGGAUUCUUCAUAUCCAUGGACGGAGCAUACUAUUUAAGAGGUGUAGCAUCGGUUAUUCCCUAUAAUAAAGAAGGAAAAUGUGAUUUCUCAACCAGAUACGUAGCGUUUUGUGACGCUGCCAAGUUCUCGGAUUGGAUAAAAUCUCACAUGAAGUAAAUGAGUGCCAAAUGACGAGAACCCUAAUGAGUGAUAACUGCGAUUAAUAUAAUACUUUGGACAUUUAAUAUUAAUGGGCUAUUUGUUG
Molecule: messenger RNA, 1576 nt
Organism: Diabrotica balteata
Lineage: Eukaryota; Metazoa; Arthropoda; Insecta; Coleoptera; Chrysomelidae
Source: the annotation of a GenBank genome assembly